AUGGACAAGGAAACCAAGGAGAAUCUGGAACAAGAGUUGAUGCGGAGGAUUCAGGAUCUUGAGGAGAAGCACAGGAAAAUGACUACUUUUGGCUAUGACUUAGUUUCGACUAGUCAGUAUCAGAAAAAGAUCGCUUCUAUAGUAGAAGGUCACAUCAAACAAGAAAGGAUUCGAGGUUGUGAAAUUAAACCAGCCGAGGUGAAAGCUCAGCCAAAUGACCAGAUGACUACCAGAGCAGAAUCACUCAAUCUUGUCAUCUUUUCGAGCUUCCAACUUGACAACAUGUUUCCGUCACCACCCAAGAUUACAAAACAAACAAAGGCAUCCCAUCGGAAGUCACGACAGGGAUGCCGUCAAUGCAAAGCUCUGAGAGCCAAAUGCGACGAAAGAAAGCCGUCGUGUGUCCGCUGCGAGACUCGUGGAGUAGCAUGUUCUGGUUAUAGCGCGAACAUACGGUGGUCAUAUAAGCAUGAGAUGCAACAGCAGCAGAGCGAUACCCCACAAGAGAUAGCAGCUGCUGUACCAACCAUCCUGAACAGCCCUAUGCCAGAGGCUACCGCAAACGCAACCGAUGCACAGGAUGGAUUAUUCUCUACUGAUGGUCACCAGAACGGACAAGACGUCCCCACUACAGUCGUUUCCCAUGAUCACCCAACCGGUCCUCUGUUUGGGCGAUGGAGUGAAUCCUAUAACCUUGAAGAUAAUUGCUUAGAAGACAGCUCUUCUUUAUAUGUUUUAGAGGAUGCAACGUUCAAUAGGAUUCUGCUUCAAAGUGAAGUGCCUGAUUGGCUUUCUAUUCCUCUACAAGGUCACGUUGAGGAGACAGCUCAGGACUCGAAUUCCAUAUCAAUCACUGAUGAUACAUUCGCUAUGCAACAAGAGAAACAAAAUAACGGUAAUGACACAGAAGACAUGAGCCGUCAGACUAUCAGUGUCCCCUCGUCAAGCCGCCUUCGCGAGAUACACGAUGUCUCUUCUUCCCUGUCCACAUACUUUUUCCAAGACGUUCUCCCGAGGUACUGCACAUGGGAUAGCAACUCCAGUAUCAUCAGAAUCAUCAUCCAGGCCAUGUGGCAGUCGUCUGGGGCUUUACAUCACACUAUGCAAAGCAUGGCUGCGUCAUGUCUUUCCAAUGAGAUUCCGUCCUUUUCCAGGAUUGCAGCACGGGAACGCGUGCUUGCCCUUGAAUACAUUCAAGAAACCCCCAUGCGGGAAGAUCGACUUUUGACAUCCUUUUUGUUAGGCCACACAUCGUCUUGGGUUAAUCCGACAGAUCUUGUGCCAAAUCAGUUUAAUGAAAUAUGGGCGACGCUAGACUCAUACACCUCCUCAGCAGGAACUACUUCGGUGGUCUCAUUUAUACAAGAAGCCCUGGAAUAUUGGACCAUGGUAUUGUCUUUCAUUACCGAUACUGAACGACUGGGGAAUUCAGCCGCUGGGCUGUCUCGCACAUCUGGGCCGCUGCCACCGAACUCAAUCAUCACACCGAAUCCUUUUAGUGGAGUUACUCGAGGAGCUGUGGGAAUCUUCACGGACACAAGUAGACUCAUAUACAAGUUGCGUAAGCGCUUACCACAGUUACGAUUCAUUCGCGAGACGGACAUCAAUUUUCUCCGCGAGACACUGGAUGAGGCUCACCGAUUGGAACAUAGAAUAUUGGGAUAUCGUCCUCUUGACGCUACUACUAUCGUCGUACUGGGGGACCCUCACACAACGCCCGAGCACUUCAAGAUACUUGAUGAAGUGUUUUGGUAUACUUCUUUACUUCAGCUGUACCGAGUUUUCCCAGACUUGCUCAUCCAACGCUAUCAGCCAUGGAACCCUCAGAAUAUCCUCCAAGCCGAGGCCGCCUCCCACGUACCCAGUCGGGAUGAAACGGAAGAGUGGCUUAUGAAACUGGCUCUACACAUAUUGGCCAUGCUUCAAAGUAUUCCUCUCGAUUCCCGCACCAGAAGUAUCCAAGCUCCUAUAAUUGUGGCACUCUCGAGCGAACUGCGUUACAAGUCACCAGAUGUGUCGAGAUUUGACUCGGAAUCGGAAGCUGGCUAUCAUGAAGCAAUUUCACCUUCGACGAUCAGUCACUCGGUUGAGAUUGCCUGGGCGCGGAGAUUUGUCAUGUCUCGUUUGUCAAUAUACUGGCAUGUGCUCCCACUUCAGAAAGUCAAAAAGUACCAGAUACUCGUUAAACAUAUAUAG
This is a messenger RNA of Fusarium poae, 2196 nucleotides long. RefSeq lists its product as uncharacterized. The coding region runs from base 1 to 2196 and encodes 731 amino acids. Gene Ontology annotation, molecular function: zinc ion binding; DNA-binding transcription factor activity, RNA polymerase II-specific; transcription cis-regulatory region binding. The record is from RefSeq and is a predicted model, not a curated record. Gene Ontology annotation, biological process: positive regulation of transcription by RNA polymerase II. NCBI's taxonomy places the organism in Eukaryota, Fungi, Ascomycota, Sordariomycetes, Hypocreales, Nectriaceae. The transcript has 4 exons. Gene Ontology annotation, cellular component: nucleus.